GCAUCCUCAUCCUCAUCCGCCUUUGCGUCGUUUCUGCAUCGUCGCCUGCCCGUCUCGUCCCCGUUGCGCUUCCUCUUCCUUUCUUUCUGCGUCGCUGCUCCGCCCGCACAGCGAAUCGCACCCUCUCGCCUCGCCUCCAAACGCACCCCACCGUCACCAUGGACGAGCCCCUGUCUGCUCCCUCGCAGUCUGCUGCUGCUGCUGCUGCUGCUGCUGUGCCGGCAACACCCUCGACCCCAAUCCAUCCGCCACUGCUCUACGGACCCACAAACCCGCUCUCGCCCAUGUCGCCCCGAACGCCCAGCGGCCGUGCUGUGCAUCGCAGCGAUUUCAAGUUUGGCAAGGUUAUCGGCGAAGGCUCGUUCUCCACCGUCUACCACGCCCAGGAGCUCAUCUCCGGGAGGCCCGUUGCGAUCAAGGAAAUCGAGCAGAAGAAGGUCAUCCGGAGCCGAAAGGUCCGAUAUAUCCACAUCGAGAAGCAGGCCCUCAAGAUCCUCAAGCACCCAUUCAUCGUCCGCCUGCACUCGACAUUCAAGGACUCGACCUUUCUGUACUUUGUCCUCGAGUACUGCGAGAAAGGCGAUCUGCUGCACCUGAUCCGGGGCGUCCGCCACUUUGACACCGACGCCGCCCGGUUUUAUCUCGCCGAGCUCAUCGUCGCCGUCGAGUACAUGCACAAGACCAACGUGCUGCAUCGGGAUCUCAAGCCCGAGAACAUUGUCCUGGACUCGGAAGGACACAUUCGGGUCACCGAUUUUGGCUGUGCCAAGAUUCUCGACACAGAGCCGACCGAAGACGACGGCAACCCAAAGCCCGAACGGAAGCGGUCGUUCGUUGGCACCCCCGAGUACUGCUCGCCAGAGCUCAUCACCAGCCAAGGAAUUUCAUGGCCAUGCGACGUCUGGGCCGUUGGCUGUAUUCUCUAUCAGAUGCUGGCCGGCCGACCCCCGUUCAAGGCCCCGAAUGAGUAUCUCACUUUCAAGAAGAUCCAGAAUCUCGAGUACAACUUCCCGCCAGAGUUUGAUCCCGUUGCCAAAGAUCUUGUCGAGAAGAUCCUCGUCCUCGACCAGGAGACACGAUACACUCUCGAGGACAUCAAGGCCCACGAGUUUUUCAAGGGCUUUGACUGGGUCGACUUGCAUCUGCAGACACCGCCUGUGCUGCAACCACAGCCUGUGGCCACUCCAGACUCCGAGACGCUCGACAAGAUCGCCUCGCGCAUCAUCAGCUCGAUCAUGAUCGGCGAUACACCUGAGUUUAUCCACGCAGAUGCCUACUCGGACGAUGAGUCGGCUUCAGAGGCCGAGCCGACGAUGCCGACGAUUCCCGCAGCCUUUCAAAAGACUGCCGGACUGAAGCAGCCACAGCAGCUCCUGGUCAAGAUGCCCGAUCGCCUGGCCCCAGUGGAUCCCUUGUUGGUGAAGUCUCGGCCAGCGCUCUUUGCUCAGAGCUCGCAAAGCGAAACGCUCUUCGAGACUGAGGCGGGCACGACAAACCAAGAUCCGCUCAAGAUCGUCCAGGGCCAGGCAGAGGUUGAGUCAGCCGCCGUCUAUGUGCCAGGUCGAUUCGCGACGGAACGAACAAGCCUCUCUGAUCAGAAUGCCGGCAUCGCGCUAGCGCGAGAGCAAAGCAGUCAGAGCCUGCGCUACGAAUUUGUUGAGCGGAACGUCCGAAAGCUCUGGCGACUCUCGGAGCUUUUGCCACAGGAGCAGGUCAUCAAGUGCGGCGCGUUGAUCCUGCGAAGAACAUUUUUCAGCAAGCGGCGCAUGGUCGUCCUGACGGCCGCCAAGAUCAUCAUCCUCGAGGGCGAGACCGGCGCCAUCAAGGACCAAAUCAGCCUCGGCGCCCAGCCCACAGUGCAGCAGCGAACUGAAAAGACAUUCACGGUGACCGUUGGCAAGCGCUCAUGGGUGUUUGAGGAGCCGACAAAGCAGGUGCAGCCCUGGAUCGAGGCCAUCAAGGCAACCAUCGACAACUGAGCCCGGCUGCUGCUCGCACUGUAUACCAACGAGCCAGCCUCGGUUCCCGAAUGCAGCGCCCACAACCCGAAACGGGACACCCUGCUCUUGUAGCCUUCGUCUGGGUGAGAAUACACACAUUAAUUGUCCACAACGGCCAUCCACCGGACUGUCGCUGCUGCGACUUGGUGCCACGCCGAGAUAUGCGCAUCCAGUUCCAGGAG
This is a messenger RNA of Polychytrium aggregatum, 2182 nucleotides long. Its product is annotated as kinase-like domain-containing protein. The record is from RefSeq and is a predicted model, not a curated record. Gene Ontology annotation, biological process: peptidyl-serine phosphorylation; intracellular signal transduction. The transcript is spliced from 3 exons. Gene Ontology annotation, molecular function: ATP binding; protein serine/threonine kinase activity. The coding region runs from base 159 to 1979 and encodes 606 amino acids. NCBI's taxonomy places the organism in Eukaryota, Fungi, Chytridiomycota, Chytridiomycetes, Polychytriales.